Messenger RNA from Indicator indicator, 7545 nucleotides. It is a transcript of the gene KMT2E, whose product is annotated as lysine methyltransferase 2E (inactive). Bases 533 to 6085 code for a protein of 1850 amino acids. Gene Ontology annotation, molecular function: protein binding. The record is from RefSeq and is a predicted model, not a curated record. The transcript is spliced from 28 exons. Lineage: Eukaryota; Metazoa; Chordata; Aves; Piciformes; Indicatoridae.
GGAGGGGAGAGCGGACGCCAUUUUCCCAGAGAGAGGCAGUGACAUAGAAGGGAGCGUAGGAGGCUGAAAGGAGGGAGACACGGGAGCAGCAGCGCGGCGGCAGUGGGGUUUGUACACAGGUCCCAACGCGAAGGCGCUUCCAAGCCGGUCCCUGUACGGUUCUGCGCAUUGAGCUAGGUUUGGGGGGAGGGGGGGGUUCCUUUUCCCUUUCUUUCCCCGUCUUUCCCUGUCUUUCCCCGUAUUUCCCUUUAUUUCCCCUUCUUUCCCUUUCUUUCCCCUCUCUUUCCCUAGAGCCUCCUGAGGGUUGAGUCCUACCCUAAGGUAGGGAUAUCUGCAAUAGGGCUUUCGCAUUGUUUUAGUUAGGAUAGAGAAGGGGCUCAGCUGAGGGUUCCCGCUGCCUGGCCUGUGACCAUUACAGGGUUUGUGGAUGCACUUAGAUGUUUGCAAUGAGCACUGUGGCUGGCAUGCCCCAGUGUUUUGGAUACCAAUGCAUAGGACUCCGUAGUAAUCGAAUUUAUCAGAAACGAACGUCAUGAGCAUAGUGAUCCCAUUGGGGGUUGACACAGCAGAUACUUCUUAUUUGGAAAUGGCUGCAGGCUCAGAACCAGAAUCUGUAGAAGCUAGCCCUGUUGUAGUUGAAAAAUCGAACAGUUAUCCGCACCAGUUGUAUACCAGCAGCUCGCAUUCACACAGUUACAUUGGUUUGCCCUAUGCAGACCAUAACUAUGGUGCUCGGCCUCCUCCAACACCUCCAGCUUCUCCUCCGUCAGUGCUUAUAAGCAAGAACGAAGUAGGCAUAUUUACCACUCCCAAUUUUGAUGAAACCUCCAGUGCUACUACCAUCAGUACUUCAGAGGAUGGAAGCUAUGGAACUGAUAUUACCAGAUGCAUUUGUGGCUUUACGCAUGAUGAUGGAUAUAUGAUCUGUUGUGACAAAUGCAGUGUCUGGCAGCACAUUGACUGCAUGGGGAUUGACAGGCAGCACAUUCCUGACAUAUAUCUGUGUGAACGUUGUCAACCAAGGAGUUUAGAUAAAGAAAGGGCAGUGCUUUUGCAACGAAGGAAAAGGGAAAAUAUGUCAGAUGGGGAUACCAGUGCAACAGAAAGUGGUGAUGAGGUUCCUGUGGAGCUGUAUACUGCUUUUCAACAUACACCAACUACAAUUACUUUAACUCCUCCAAGAGUUACUAAAGUCGAUAAGAAAAGGAAAAAAAGUGGAGAGAAAGAACAGAACAUAGCAAAAUGUAAAAAAGCAUUUCGGGAAGGGUCCAGGAAAUCUUCACGAGUAAAGGGCUCAGCUCCAGAGAUUGAUCCUACUGACAGUUCAAACUUUGGAUGGGAAACCAAAAUCAAGGCAUGGAUGGAUCGUUAUGAAGAAGCAAAUAAUAACCAGUACAGUGAGGGUGUCCAGAGGGAAGCACAAAAAAUAGCUUUGAGAUUAGGCAGUGGAAAUGACAAAAAAGAAGUCAGCACCAGCAAUCUGAUUUUCAAACCUCCAGUAGAGAGUUACGUGCAAAAAAACAAGAAGAUUUUAAAAGCCGCCAAAGACUUGCCUCCUGAUGCACUUAUUAUUGAAUACAGAGGAAAGUUCAUGCUGAGAGAACAAUUUGAAGCUAAUGGAUACUUUUUUAAAAGGCCAUACCCAUUUGUUUUGUUUUAUUCCAAAUUUCAUGGACUAGAAAUGUGUGUUGAUGCAAGGACAUUUGGAAAUGAAGCGCGAUUCAUCAGGCGCUCGUGUACACCAAAUGCAGAGGUGAGGCAUGUAAUUGAAGAUGGAACAAUUCAUCUUUAUAUUUACUCCAUCCAUAACAUUCCAAAAGGAGCAGAGAUUACUAUAGCAUUUGAUUUUGAUUAUGGAAAUUGUAAAUACAAAGUGGAUUGUGCAUGCCUCAAAGAAAAUCCCGAAUGUCCAGUUCUCAGACGUUCUGAGCCUACAGAAAAUAUCAACACUGGAUAUGAAACCAGAAGGAAAAAGGGAAAGAAAGAGAAAGAUACUUCAAGAGAAAAGGAGACUCAGAAUCAGAACAUCACAUUGGACUGUGAAGGAGCAACUGCCAAAAUGAAAAUUGCAGAUAAUAAACAGAGGAAGCUCUCACCCCUCAGGCUGUCAAUUUCUAAUAAUCAGGAGCCAGAUUUUAUUGAUGAUAUAGAAGAAAAAACUCCCAUUAGCAAUGAAGUAGAAAUGGAAUCAGAGGAGCAGAUUGCAGAAAGGAAAAGGAAGAUGACAAGAGAAGAACGGAAAAUGGAAGCUAUCCUGCAAGCUUUUGCCAGACUAGAAAAAAGAGAAAAAAGAAGAGAACAGGCUCUGGAAAGAAUCAGCACAGCAAAAACUGAAGUUAAAACAGAAUGCAAGGAAGCACAGAGUCUGAAUGAUGCCGAAUUUAUUCAGGAACCAUCAAAAGAAGAAACUGCCACCAAGCCUGCCCCAGCCAAAGUUAAUAAAGCUAAACAGAGAAAAAGCUUCUCACGGAGUAGAACCCACAUUGGACAGCAACGCAGACGACAUAGAACUGUCAGCAUGUGUUCAGAUAUCCAGCCCUCUUCUCCUGAUGUGGAAGUAACUUCACAACAUAAUGAAACUGAGAAUGCUGCAGUGGUAGCUGAGCCUGAAGCAGAAACUGUUGUUACAGAAAUGGUUACUGAAACGGAAGCUCCAGCACUUAAUAAAUGCCCUACUAAGUAUCCUAAGACAAAGAAGCACUUGGUCAGUGAAUGGUUAAGUGAAAAGAGCGAUAAAACAGGGAAGCCUACAGACAGCCUAUCAGAAAGGCCUCUGCGUAUAACUACCGACCCUGAAGUUCUGGCUACUCAGCUGAAUUCUUUACCAGGUCUCACUUACAGUCCACAUGUAUAUUCAACUCCAAAGCACUAUAUUCGUUUUACUUCACCAUUCCUUUCAGAAAAGAGGAGGAAAAAAGAACCUGUGGAAAACAUUACUGGCUCUUGUAAGAAGCGUUGGUUGAAGCAGGCUUUAGAAGAAGAAAAUUCAACAGUGAUUGAUAGAUUUAACUCACCAUCACAAGAGAGAUCCAGAAGUCCAGCCAUCAAUGGUGAAAAUAAAAGCCCUCUAAUACUAAAUGACAGCUGUUCCUUGACAGAUCUAACCACACCGUUAAAGAAACGAAGACUGUAUCAGCUGUUGGAGUCUGCCUUCUCAGAAACAUCUACACCUACUCCUUCUCCAUAUGCCACGCCAACUCAUGCUGACGUCACUGCCUCCGAGCCGCCAUCAUUUGCUACUCCUCCUAGGAUAAAAACAGAAGAUGAAGCUUGUAGAAAUGGUUACAAACCCAUCUAUUCACCAGUUACUCCUGUAACUCCAUGUGUACAUGGAAAUGCCAUGCACUUUGAGAACAUUUCCUCACCUGACAGUUCCCCAGAAAUAAAAAGGCGAGCUUACAGUCAAGAGGGAUAUGACAGAGCAUCGAUUCUAGCACUGAAUUCCUUCAGAAAUUCCAACAUGACAGAAAUGGGCCUGCAAGAAAUAAAGACAAUUGGGUAUUCCAGUCCAAGGAAUAGGACUGAUGUUACACGGCAGUGCACUGGAGAAAUGGAAUCUGUGUCAGACCUCCAGCUGGGACUCGAAGUAAUUGAGCAAAGUGCACUGCAUAAAAACCUGGAAGCCCCCACACACGAUAGGACUGAAUCAAACAGCCAAUUAGAAACUGCUCAUUGUGGACGGGGUACAAUUUAUUCUUCUUGGGUAAAAAGUCCCGACAGGACAGGUGUAAAUUUCUCAAUGAAUUCUAAUUUGAGGGACUUGACCCCUUCACAUCAGUUGGAGGUAGGAGGUGGAUUCAGAAUAAGCGAGUCAAAGUGCCUGAUUCAAGACGAUGCUAGAGGCAUGUUCAUGGAAGCAUCUGUUUUUUGUACUUCAGAAGAUGGAAUUGCAUCUGGCUUUGGAAGGACUGUCAACGACAACUUGAUGGAUGGAAAUUGCACACCCCAGAAUCCUCCACAAAAGAAAAAGGUCUCCUUGUUAGAAUACCGUAAGAGACAACGAGAAGCUAGAAAAAGCGGCUCAAAGUCAGAAAACUUCCCUCUGGUUACUGUAUCUCCUCAAGCUGCUAGUGGAGGAAAUACAAGUAGUAACAAUAGUGCUAAUGAUGGCUAUAACAACAGUGGUGAAAAUGGGGAGCAAACUGAUAACUCUGCAAGCCUCCCUUUACCACAGCCAACUACUGUUUAUAAUGCAGCUCCAGAAGAUGUUGGCAACAGCUCUGCAAUUAAGGAAUCUUCCAGUGAGAAGAAUGAACCGGAAGUCCAAUGGACUGCAUCAACCUCCGUGGAACAAGUGAGAGAACGAAGUUACCAGAGAGCUUUACUUCUCAGUGAUCAUAGGAAAGACAAGGACAGUGGGGGAGAAUUACCUUGUAGCCCAUGCUCACCGUCUCAUGUUCAGUCUCCACCUUCAUCUCAUUCAAAUCUCAUUUCCCAGUUGCAGCUUAAGGUCCCUUCUUUCACUGAAUUUAUGGAAGAGCCUGAUACUGAAAAUCCAGAGCCUGCUUCUGAAUGUCCGUCCCCAGAUACUUCACAAAGGACAUGUAAAAGCCCAUCAAAAGCAAGCAAGCCCUCUUCACCGAGUCCUGGAGUUUCAACCCAGUCCCUUGGGAAAACCCCCACAAAGCCAGAUUCGCACAGGGAAGCUGCAGCUAACGCACCUGAGGCUGAAUGUGUGAAACAUCCAAAAUCCGAGCUGCAACAAAAACAGCCAACAAACAAUGUCCAAGCACUUUCAAAAAAUCAUCCAUCUCAGCCACAUCUGCGCAGUUCUGCUGAGCAGCUUUCACAUUCACAGAAGUUGCCUUCUGCACCUUUGAAGCUGCACUGCCCCCCUUCACCUCACGUGGAAAAUCCUCCCAAGUCCUCCACCCCUCACGCGCCUGUGCAGCAUGGAUACCUUUCACCAAAGCCUCACUCGCAGCAGUUGGGAUCUCCAUACAGACCUCAUCAUCCACAGUCACCUCAAGUUGGAACGCCCCAGAGGGAAACACACCGGAACUUUUAUCCAGCAGCACCAACCCUUCAGCCAAGUAGUCAGCAGCAGGCUAGCGGACCCCUGUUCACUCAGCCAACUUCAGGACAAUCUUCGGCUUCUUACAGCCAGUUUAACCAACAAAAUUUGAACAGCAAUGCACCACCUCCCCCACCUCCCCCACCCCCUUCUUCUACUUACUAUCAAAGCCAGCAACCCUCUGGAAACUUUCAGAGUUACAGUCAGUUGAAGGGUAGCAUACCCCAACAGACUGUGUUUUCAUCUGGACCAAAUCAAUCACUUUCUAGCACUGCAGGUCAGCAAACAGUGCCAGGGCACCACGUAACUGCAGGGCAUUUUUUGCCGUCUCAGAACCCUAGUAUUCAUCACCAGGCAUCAGCAUCUGCUGCUCCUCCUCCUCCUCCACCACCACCUGCUCCAGGACCUCACCUCGUACAGCAGCAAAGUACUCAUCAGCAGCACUCUGUAGCACACGUCGUUGGUCCAGUUCACGCUGUGGCAGUAGCUCCUGGAUCACACAUUCAUUCUCAAGCUGCUGGUCACCAUUUGCCACCACCACCUCCACCACCAGGUCCUCUCCCCCACCACCAACCGCCCCAUCCUUCAACUGGACACCAAGGUUUGCAAGCACAACACCAGCAUGUUGUAAACUCUGCACCUCCCCCCCCUCCACCCCCACCCUCCAAUGUUAUCAGCUCGGGGCAUCACCCUGCAUCAGCACAAGGGUUGCACCACCCAUCUCACCAGGCGCCCCCCCAUUUUCCUUCAAAUGCUCACACGAGCGUUUCCUCCUAUUCCUCACAAGCCCCACAUCACACAACGCUAGGACCUGGACCUCAACAUCAGCCUGCUGGAACAGGACCUCAUUGCCCACUCCCUGGUCAGGGUCCUCACAUUCAACCUCAAGGACCAAACAGUAUCACAACACCCACAGCUUCAGGGUUCUGCCCUCACCCUGGCUCUGUCACCUUACCCCAUGGAGUGCAGGGGCCGCAGCAGGCCUCACCGGUGCCCGGACAGAUCCCGAUUCACAGAGCACAGGUGCCACCAACUUUUCAGAAUAACUAUCAUGGUUCAGGGUGGCAUUAAAACAGACCCCCUCUAAUCCUAAACAUUUUUAAAAUGUUGUGUAAUAUAAACUGUGUAUAUUUCAUAUGUACCUGUUGAAGGUACUUUUUAAAGCUUGUACAUGAUACUUUGUAUAAAAGCAGACACCAGUGCUCUUUCAUUGUAUUCCUCUUUUUUUUUUCUUUUUAAAUUCCUGAAAGCGUGCUGUUAAGCCAGUAUUAGGGAUUUCUUUUUACUUUGUAAGUGAACAUUCCAGCUGUUUUUUGGUUUUGGUUUUUCACUGUUUUUUUUUUUUUCUGGCAGUAGGUUUGAUGCUGCAUAACCUUUAAAAUUUUAUCAUUGCAGUUAAAUUCAUUUAGUGAAUGUUUUCUAUAUUACUUUUAUACAUAUGUAAUUAAAUAAGUACGCAGGCUACAUGAUGGCACUAACAAUUUUUUUUUCCCCUCCCCCCUUUUCUUCUGUCAGCAAUCCUUUGUGUGCAUAGAGAUAGAAAAUGAUGCAAUACAAAUUUUUAUAGUUUUGGUGUGGACAUGGCUUUUUGUUUCAUCAGUUAUUUGCAGAACUUGUAAUUUAAUGUAUAGACCGUUUCUAAUGUUUGGAGUAAUGUAAAUACUGUAUUUCUUUUGCUUGUACAAUUGCUUAACUUCCCUUCAUUUGAUAUAGUAUUGUAUAUAAGUCUCUUUUGCAAAAAAAAAAGGAAACAAAAAAGUGUGAUCUUUGUGAAAGUAGUACAGUAUAUGAUUUUUUUUUUUUAAUAUACUGUCACAUUGCAGCACUGGUUGGGCAUUUUAAUUCAUGUUAAUAAAUCACAGUUAUGUCAGUUUUAACUGCUUGUCCUGAAAGGGUGGUAUGUCUUCAGGGAAGUGCCCUGGAGGGCUGUUCCCUUCUCCACAGGUCCCAUGGACAGGUUUACUGCUGUAGCACAGACAGGUGUGGAAGGAGGGAGGUUUAUUUCUUCUCUUCAUUCUAGAGGUAAGGAAAAACUGCUCUGAGCACAGCAGGCUCUGGUGUCAAUUAUCAACUGGUGAAUAAGGCUGCAGCAAUGUGCUACACAAAGGUGUGUACACACCAGCACCGCUGCACUAAUGCUGCUAUCUGACCUUGGUUACAGACCACAGAACCAGCUGCACCCUGCACGGUGUUCCUGUUCUCUUCCAGUGGGACUGCAGGUCUGCUGUUGGUACAGACUGUGGGGACUGUCAGACUUGCCAGAAAGUUUAGAAACAAUCUUGACUAUUUGUAAUGCAGCCUGUCAUCACUGCAGCGAGCCUCUCACUAAAGGAGAGCUGGCAGCGACUGCUCUGAAUUCUGCUCACCUAACAGGACUGUGCUUGAUGACUCCAGCCCUGAACCUGAGAAGAAAACCUGAAAUGGGAUGUGAUGUGAAGUGGCUGUUUCUACUCGCUAAAAAAAGGAAAUGCUCCUCAGUGGGACGUGCUACAACCAGUAACAGCAAUUCCACUUCUGUCUGCAUCACGGCA